Molecule: messenger RNA, 1311 nt
Organism: Entamoeba dispar SAW760
Lineage: Eukaryota; Evosea; Mastigamoebida; Endamoebidae
Exons: 1
Coding region: 1-1311 (436 amino acids)
Source: RefSeq, a predicted model, not a curated record
AUGGAACGAUUUCAUUUUAAUCCAAUUCCAUUAAAUGAAUAUUCAAGAAAAUUAUUUCCUAAUAUUGAAACAUUUCAUAUUUAUAAUAAAUAUGAUGAAGAAUUUGAUGAUGGAAGAAUAUUUAAAACAAUAAUAUGGUAUAAAGUAGAUUAUUCAACAUAUUUUCAAGAGAAAGGAACAGGAAAUAUAUGUAAACAUAUAGAAUAUACACAAUGUGAUAGAUAUAAAUGUGGAAAUACAAUACCAUCGGAAGUUAAAUCAAUUGGAAAUGGUUGUUUUUCAAGAUGUUCAUCUUUAACAUCAUUUAAUAUUCCAUCAUCAGUUAAUAAAAUAGGAAAUGAAUGUUUUUAUGGAUGUACAUCAUUAACAUCAAUUAACAUAUCAACAUCAAUUAGUGAAUUAGGAAAUGAAUGUUUUUAUCAAUGCUCAUCAUUAAAAUCAAUUAAUAUACCACCAUCACUUACAUCAAUAGGAUAUAAAUGUUUUUAUCAAUGCUCAUCAUUAAAAUCAAUUAAUAUUCCAUCAAUAAUUAAUGAAAUAAAAAAUGAGUGUUUUUCAGAUUGUACAUCAUUAACAUCAAUUAAUAUACCAUCAUCAAUUACAUCAAUAGGAAAUGAAUGUUUUUAUAGAUGUAUAUCAUUAACAUCAAUUAAUAUACCAUCAUCAAUUACAUCAAUAGGAAAUAGAUGGUUUUAUGGAUGUUUAUCAUUACAGUCAAUUUAUAUACCAAUAUCAGUUAAUAAAAUAAGAGAUGAAUGUUUUUCAGGAUGUUCAUCAUUAACAUCAAUUAAUAUACCUUCAUCAAUUACAUCAAUAGGAAAUGGAUGUUUUAUGUUUUGUAGAUCAUUAACUAAUAUGAGUAUUGAAAAUGUAAAAUAUAUAAGUGAAGAAAGAAUAUUUAUAAAUGAACCAGUGUUAAUUAGUAUUUCAAUACCAGAACAUUUAAAAAUGGUAAAUGGAAAGAAUAUUAUAAAAGAAGAUAUUAAUAAAUUUAUGAUACCAUCAACAAUUACAUCAAUAGGAAAUAGAUGUUUUUCAGGAUGUUCAUUAUUAAAAUCAAUUAAUAUACCAACAACAAUUACAUCAAUAAGGGGUGAAUGCUUUAUUUAUUGUAUAUCACUAACAUCAAUUAAUAUACCAUCAACAAUAACAUCAAUUGGAAAUUAUUGUUUUUAUGAAUGUUCAUCAUUAACUUCAAUUGACAUACCAUCAUCAAUUAAAUCAUUUGGGAAAUCAUGUUUCUAUGGAUGUGGAUGUAUUGAAAAAUUAAAACAAAAUAAAACAAUAUCAAUAGAGUGUUUUAAUGAAUAA